Ooceraea biroi (clonal raider ant) is the source of this 3991-nucleotide messenger RNA. RefSeq lists its product as uncharacterized. The record is from RefSeq and is a predicted model, not a curated record. NCBI's taxonomy places the organism in Eukaryota, Metazoa, Arthropoda, Insecta, Hymenoptera, Formicidae. Gene Ontology annotation, molecular function: protein binding.
UGACUAGCGUAUUCGCUGAUUCUGGGGAGUGUCUGAAGGCCUGUACAAGUGACUGUUGAUCGUACGUUUUUCUAUCAUUUUUAUCAGUAAUUAUGGAUCCCGCGGUCUUCCCGGAGGAGAUUUGGAUUAAGAUUUUAUUAUACUGCGAUGUACCUGACAUUAUUGCUUUCGGCAGCACCUGCAAAUACUUAAGGAAGACGUCUGACACCGAUUAUUUGUGGAGGAUGAAAUGGCUGCAGUUGAUUUCAAAGGUACACUUCAGAUUCCCCGACAUAAAAUGUUUGCAGUUACUUAGCGUCAGCUUUAAAGCCAUGUGCUACAGAUUGCACAUGGUGUUGACAUUGGGGGAGAAUGUACCUUUCCCAAAGUGUUACCACUGCAGCGGUUAUACAUGUCAGAGAAACUGCGUCGAAGGCUCUAGUGCCAAGGUAGUGAUUGAGAUCGGAAACAAAUACACGUGGGUCAUUACACCGUUCUUCGGUCUAAGGAGACACUUCUCGCUGUUCGGCAUUCCAAAGUAUAACAACAAGGCUCACGUGGAACAAACGCAGACUCAGAACUCAGCUCCAAGCAGUAGCACGCGCACGAAGUCCGAGACGAAGUCAUUAGCAAAGAGAUUGAAGCUACUGAAACUGUCGGAGUUGGCGUCCGCUAAGAUUCCACGGCCAAGUGGGCCGUUCUGCCUUUUUUGUAAUCCCGUGAAAUUGUACAGGGAGAAGCGGAGAUUGAUUACGCAUCAGAACGAUCCGAUGUGCUACACCAGACCAAAUCCAAUCUAUCAGAAACUUAUAAACGGCUAUUGUACCGACACGGUUGAGGUUCUCGGUAUCCCGAACGUGGAUGUUGUGAGCCCAGCAGAAGCAUUGCUCUGCGAGGGCACGUUCCCAGUUCUCAAAACCUUCAUCGAUCAUCUGUUUCAUCAGAUGAAUCUAACUACAACGCUGAGAAAGCCGAACACUGUGCUCAUGUUCUGUGAACCCUUGGCUAUGCAUCCUGCAUUGAGGAAACAGUUGUUGCAUUAUUUGUUCCAGGAAGUUAAAGUAGCAAGAGUAUGCCUGGUACCUAAACCUCUAGCGGCGUGCGCCAUGUUGGAGGUGGAAACUUGUGUAGUAGUCGACAGCGGUGCUUUGAGUACGACAGUGGCUGUUGUUAUCGGGGGACGGGUUAUACCACAACGCUGGAGGCUACUGCCCGUAGGCGGUUGGCACGUUGCUUAUCAUCUGAAGCAAGCUAUGCACUGGCAACCAAAGGAGUAUCAUCAGAUUCCCAUAACCUACCUAGACAUUUUGGCUGUCAAAGAACGAUGUAGGCUGAGCUAUAAUAUCAAGAACGAGGAGAAACGUCUGGGACAGAAAACGAGAGAACAUAUUAACCUUCGGGUUGAUAGUUACGCGGACUAUAAACAAUUUUGGAGAGUUUCUUUAGGGCCAGAGUUAUAUAUAGCUCCCGAGAUGAUGUACAUCAGUCUUGGUUUGCCUGAAGUUAUAAAAGAGGUGACGUCGGGAUUGCCAGAAGAUAUAAUGCACGAUUGCCUCUCGCAUAUUCUGCUUACUGGUGGAAAUACAGAUCUUACGGGUUUUGAAUUGAGGCUUACCAAGGAUUUACGUGAAUUAUUGCCGGAGCACAGCAAGAUUCUGGAAGUGCGAAGUUGUCCUGGUACACAUAGUUGGAAUGUCGCAAUGGGAUCUACAUAUGUGCCUUUAGCAGUGCAUCCUGAUAAAACUCCUCCAAUAUAUACUGAAGGUAAUCCAUUUUGGUUGUCGCGAGAAGAAUACGUAUUGUUUGGAUGUGAAUCUCUGGAACACAAUAACGAAGAAAUAAUAGGUGAUGCCUUAUAAUGCGAAUGUCUCAACUUAUUAUAGUUGUAAAAUGCGCGCAUACAUGAUAAUGCCAGGAAAGUAAAUGUUACCACCAUUAAGUAUAUUUUCUUCUAUAUUGUCUAUAAAUUUAGAUAGUCGAAGGGGCCUGAAACAUUCCAAGAUAUAACUGUCACAUUCACUACACUUGAGGGCACCUGAAUAUGUUUCUUAAAUUUCGCUAUUUAAAAUUCGUUUUACUAAUAUAGUACGUGUAAAAUAUAUACUAGAUGUUCCGUUUUGAUCUAUAUGCAGCAAGAUCUGCAGAACAAGACAGAAAAAAAAACGAGAAAUAUUCAUAUUGCGAGAUUAAAUUUCGUCUGAAGUACUACAUCGUCAAAUUAAUUAUUUUGUAGAUACAUCAAAUAUGGCUGUUUCAGAUAGAUCUAUUUCUUUAAAAAAAAAGAAGAAAUUAUUUAGUCGCUUGUUGCUUAUGUUUUAUACGAGCGGCUUUACUAUAUAGAUUAAGAGGGACACCUUGUAUAUGUGCUCUAAAACUGCCCCUAACAGUAACUUCAAGAUCUACGGCAUUUAAAUUUCCACGUAACUACUAAAAACAAAUCGUUUAUAUAGAGUAGCUUACAAGCUAUAAAUUAAUUCUUAUUGAUACAUCAGUUGCAAUAUGCUCAUUACUCGUUUCAGAAUUACUCAGCACAUGAUAUUUCUCGGUGCAGUGUUACACGUUAAUGGCAUAUAAAUGUUUUAAAAUGGCAAAAUAAAAUUUUUUAACACUCGCGGAAUUUUAAAUUAUAAAAUUCUAUUGCUUUCAUAUAUGUACGAUAUGACACAUGCAGCGAAUUGUUUUGUAAAUAAGGUAAAGAAGCUCGUUAAAUUAAAAAAAAAAUGUACAGAUUAUUAUAAACGUAAAAAAACAAGUAUUAUAUAAUGUUAGAUAUAGCGUAUUUACAAAAACUGUUCACUAUUUCGUACAUUUAUAUCACAGAAAUCUUGCCAAAAGAAAUAUGUGUAUGUUAAUAAGGAAAAGUGUAGAAAACAUUUCUAGUCACUUUAGGCACAUAUAGUUAGAUUUAUACACACACACACACACACACACAGAGACACACACACACAGACACACAGCACACAGACAUGUACCUAUAUGUUCAGUAAAGCGAAAGAUCUUUCCUCUUCCAAGACAAAAUAAAUAAUCGCACUAGCAACUUGUAACAAAUAAAGGAAGAAACAAUGAAUUUUUAGAAAAUAGCUUCAUAAGAAAAAGGUACAGUAUCUUGGUAUAUUAGCAUAAUCAAUUUUGUUAAGGAUAGAUAAUUUUAUGAGUAAAUUAAAAUAUAAUUAUUGAUAUGAUUAUUCGCAAUGUGUACAGAUACUUUAUUGAUUAAGAGACUAUAAUGAAUUUGAUAGUUAUAAUUAGAGCACAUAUUGAAAUGAGUUGAAUAUAUUAUUUAGAUAAGAAUGUAGCUAGUGUAACGUAGCUAGUGAGUAGCAAUUAAUUAAAAAGACAUGGUAUUGUAAAUGCUAUAUUAUAACUGAUGUUUGUAUUAAAAGAAUAUCUAUAUAAAUUAUUAUUGUGUUAACUAUUAGAGAAUUUUAUUAGAGGAGAUUUAGAUGUUCACGAAUCACAUGGCUUCAAUUCUGUAAAAAAAAUAAAAUGUAAGUAUAAAGUAUUAAACAAAUUGACAGCACGUUAGCAGGUGAUGCAUACACAUAUGUUGCUAUUUUCCCAUUCUCACUGAACGUGAAAAGUUUGAGAAUUUGAAUAUUCUUCGAACGUGUUCGUGAUGACGCGACGCUGCGCAAUUUUAAAUAAGUAAAAGAGAUUUACGCGACUAUGUUAUACGAAACAUUUUCAAUCUUAUCAUAAUACUAAUUUUUCUCUUAGAAAUUCUUUUUAUGGUAUACCGUAAACACUGAGAUAUAGACCGUUUAAUAUAAUUUAAGUUGUACGUAUAUUUAAUGAUGUUAUGAGUUUUAUAUAAGAUAUAAAAGUAUUGUAAUUUGCCAUGACAACUUUGCAACGAACGGAGAACUUUAGCGUUUAUCGUACUCAAAAACACUGCAACAAGAAUUUUUUAUUCUGUUAAAAUAUAAAAAUUGCAUAUGUAAUUCUUACUGUUAUUUGUGGUUCUAUUAUGUUUAUGAGAUGUACAACUUGUAAAUAAAUCUUUUCAGGUACC